AUGACAAGUAAUAAUGAAAAAGUUGAUAUGCUUUUAGUUUAUGGUGAAUGUAGACGUAAUUCACGAAAUGCCGCUAGACUUUAUGCAGAACGAUAUCCCGAACGAUACCACCCUCCUCACAAUUACUUUGUCCGAAUUGAAUCGUCUUUGAGAAAUAGUGGUGAGCUACCUGCAAGACAAGGUGAUAAUCGACGUAAUCAAAGACAGCUGAUUGGACAGGCAAACGAACAGGACGAAUUGCAGGUAUUAGCAUAUGUUCAAUUAAAUCCUCGAUCUUCGAUUAGGCAUUUAAGCAACGAAAUUGGAAUUUCUUAUAAAAAAGUUCAUAAAAUUUUGAAAAAAAAUAAAUUGCACCCGUAUAGGCCUGAUUUAGUACAAAAGUUGGUACCAGGUGAUUAUAAUCGUAGACUUACAUUUAUUGCAUGGUUUAUGAUACAAUUACACGACGAACCCGAUUUUCUACGAUUUAUCUGUUGGACCGACGAAUCGAAGUUUACCAACAACGGUAUAAUUAAUAAACAAAAUAACCGGUAUUGGGCUGAUCACAAUCCAUAUUGGACGACUGAUACAAAUCACCAAACAGUUUGGGAAACUAACGUUUGGUGUGGGCUACUAGAUGGGAGACUUCUCGGGCCAUAUUUUUAUGAUGGUACACUUACUGGGAGAAGAUACUUGAAGUUUUUAACUGAUAUUUUACCUACAUACAUGGACGAUAUUCCAUUAGAGUCUAGAACUAAUUUAUUUUUUCAACAAGAUGGAGCACCUGCACACAAUGCAAUUGUUGUAAGAGAGUAUUUACAAAAUAAAUUUGGCAAUCGAUGGAUGGGUACAUAUGGUGCAGUAGCUUGGCCACCAAGAUCUCCAGAUCUCACACCAUUAGAUUUUUUUCUAUGGGGACAUUUGAAGAAUGAAGUUUAUUCAACUCCACCUUUAAGUAUUCAAGAUCUAAAAAAUAAAAUUGUAAUUGCUUGCGCAGAACUUAAAAAGGAACAGAUAUUAGCAGCUACUCAAAGAGAAGUGAUUCGUCGAUUUCAAUCAUGCAUGGAGAAUGAUGGGCAACAUUUUGAACAAUUUAUUAGAUAG
This is a messenger RNA of Macrosiphum euphorbiae (potato aphid), 1083 nucleotides long. The record is from the annotation of a GenBank genome assembly. NCBI's taxonomy places the organism in Eukaryota, Metazoa, Arthropoda, Insecta, Hemiptera, Aphididae.